AUGCUCAAAGUAGCAGACGUCCAUCAAUACUCCAAGCCAGGAUGGCUUACCCUGUACAUUGCCAACAUGGCAGAUUACAGAGGACCUAUCUCUCUUUCACAUUCUCGAGACCACUCCAACACCUCCGAAGACGAAGAGGACGACCACCACAGCCCUAGAACUGCCCCUCCCCGCGUCGGAACCACCAGUUACGAUUCUCCGUCAAUGCAAAAGAUCACAACCACGUCCAAAAUUUGUCGCGGAGAGGUUUCGACUCGAAAGCCUCGAGGUCGACCACCUGGGUCAAAGAACAAGCCCAAACCACCAGUCGUGGUGACCAGAGAGAGCGACUCCGCCAUGAAACCAACCGUUCUCGAGAUCUCCGCUGGGUCUGAUAUCAUAGACAUGGUGGUCCAGCUCGCCCGGCGACGCCAUUUAGGUUUCACCAUCUUCAGUGGCUCUGGGUCUGUCUCCAACGUCACGCUCCGCCACCCAGGAUCUCACGCGCCAUCUCUGACCCUCCAUGGACCCUUCAACAUCCUCUCUCUCACCGGAACUUUUCUGGGUUACUCUUCUUCUUCAUCAUCUUCUCUCUCUUCCACUUGUUUUGGUAUAUCUCUAGCAGGGGGUCAAGGACAGGUCUUUGGAGGAAUAAUUGCCGGGAAGGUCACGGCGGCAAGUACAGUGGUGCUGGUGGGUGCUACAUUCAUGAACCCAACGUUUCAUAGACUUCCCGGCGAGUUUGAGGAGUCUGAGAAUCAAGCAAAGCCUCCGCCUAGUGGUGGUGGUGCAAGUGAGGGUGGAUCCAAUACAGAGAUGUCUAUGAGUGUAUUUGGUGUGGCUGCACCACAGCCAUUGAACUCAUGCCAGGUCUCUUCUCCUGAUCAUCAUGUUUUGCCUUGGGGUCCCACGUCUCAUUCCCAACCUCCUUACUAA
Ilex paraguariensis (yerba mate) is the source of this 915-nucleotide messenger RNA. NCBI's taxonomy places the organism in Eukaryota, Viridiplantae, Streptophyta, Magnoliopsida, Aquifoliales, Aquifoliaceae. The record is from the annotation of a GenBank genome assembly.